Messenger RNA from Tupaia belangeri chinensis (Chinese tree shrew), 574 nucleotides. RefSeq names its product 60S ribosomal protein L23a. Gene Ontology annotation, cellular component: ribosome. Bases 44 to 514 code for a protein of 156 amino acids. Gene Ontology annotation, molecular function: structural constituent of ribosome. NCBI's taxonomy places the organism in Eukaryota, Metazoa, Chordata, Mammalia, Scandentia, Tupaiidae. The record is from RefSeq and is a predicted model, not a curated record. Gene Ontology annotation, biological process: translation. The transcript has a single exon.
CCAGUAGAAAAAUGCUGAGUAUAGGAGGGUCCUUUUCGCCAAAAUGGCGCCGAAAGCGAAGAAGGAAGCUCCUGCCCCUCCCAAAGCUGAAGCUAAAGCGAAGGCUUUGAAGGCAAGGAAGGCAGUGCUGAAAGGCGUCCACAGCCACAAAAAAAAGAAGAUCCGUACAUCACCCACCUUCCGGAGACCCAAGACACUCAGGCUGCGGAGGCUGCCUAAAUAUCCUCGGAGGAGCACCCUCAGGAGAAACAAACUUGACCACUAUGCUAUCAUCAAGUUCCCCCUGACAACCGAGUCUGCCAUGAAGAAGAUAGAGGACAACAACACACUUGUGUUCAUCGUGGAUGUCAAGGCUGACAAGCACCAGGUCACACAGGCUGGGAAGAAGCUCUGUGACAUUGAUGUGGCCAAGGUCAACACUCUAAUCAGGCCUAACGGAGAGAAGAAGGCAUCUGUGCGACCGGCUCCCGAUUACGAUGCUCUGGAUGUUGCCAACAAAAUUGGGUUCAUCUAAAGCAAGUCCAACUGGCUAAUUCUAAAUACACAUUUUUUCCACCAUAAAAAAAAAAAAGAA